This is a messenger RNA of Cyphellophora europaea CBS 101466, 273 nucleotides long. RefSeq lists its product as uncharacterized. Bases 1 to 273 code for a protein of 90 amino acids. The record is from RefSeq and is a predicted model, not a curated record. The transcript has a single exon. Lineage: Eukaryota; Fungi; Ascomycota; Eurotiomycetes; Chaetothyriales; Cyphellophoraceae.
AUGGCCCCCCACCUCUACGGCGCGGACCUGAAACCCGAACUCAUCGCCCUAGGCGACGAGCUCUUCCGCGACGCGUCCCUCCUACCGCGCGCCACGCAAUUCAUCGCGCCCGCGGACGUGCUGGACGGGCGCGUCAAAUUCGUGCACGCCACGGCCGUGUUCCACCUGUUUGAGUGGACGGCGCAGGAUAGGGUAGCGGGGCGGGUGGCGAGGCUGUUGCGACGACGGCGGCGGUGGGGGGCAGCAGGAGGACGGAAAGGAAGAGCGGAAUAG